AUAAUGUUAGGUGAUGACGAACCAAUAGAGCUACUGUGAACGAUAUAUUUCAUAUAUUCGCGAGAACCACGCUGCUCCUUCUUCGUAAUCUGUGACACAGUUAAAGAAUGACAGAAUAUAAGCUCGUUGUCGUCGGAGCUGGAGGUGUCGGUAAAAGUGCACUGACGAUACAGCUGAUUCAGAACUACUUUGUGGAUGAGUAUGAUCCCACUAUUGAGGAUUCUUACAGGAAACAGGUUGUCAUAGACAACGACACCUGCUUAUUGGAUAUUUUGGAUACGGCAGGUCAAGAGGAGUACAGUGCAAUGAGGGACCAGUAUAUGAGAACAGGAGAAGGCUUCCUGUGUGUGUUUGCGGUGAAUAACGAGAACAGCUUCAGAGAGGUCGACCUCUAUAGGGAGCAGAUUAAACGAGUCAAGGAUUCUGAAAUGGUGCCUAUGGUCUUGGUUGGUAAUAAGAUAGACCUGCCGCACCCUGCUGUCAGAUCAGAUGAAGCUAACUCGAAAGCCAAAGAGUUCGGUAUUCCGUAUGUAGAGACGUCAGCUAAGACCAGACAGGGAGUCGACGAUGCGUUCUACACUCUCGUCAGGGAAAUCAAGAAACAGCGGGAGAACCUGAAAGGUAACGACAAGCCAAAACAAAACAAACCGUGGAUUAAACGGUGCACAAUGCUAUAGACUCGAACUAUUCAUCAUCAUCACGGACUCUCCGAUAUCAGUUCACCGUCCAGUAAAUUGUGUCAUGCUACUUUUCGUUAUAAUCGAUCCAGUGAGGGAGCUGUGAUAACCAGGGUAUCAUGAUUAUUCAUUAACUUGGUUGAUUUUUUUCAACGAUUACUCUUGAUUACAUUUUUGUGUCGAUAUAUUGUUAGCUUGGAUGGAAAUGGAGGUGUUGAACUAUUAAUAGAUCCUUUUGUAGCGUGAUUGAUCACUUGAUUAGCGUUAUUGAUAUGAAUGAAUACAGUUGACCUGAUAUAUAUUACAACGCUUGUAAUACAUAAUAGUACACAUUUUUUUGCCCCCAAUGCCGUAAUUUGCCGAAGUAUAUUAUUAAGAAGUAGUGCCUGUAUAAGGAAGUAGAAUUAAAUCUCAGGUUUUUGGGAAUCAAUAAUUCUUGAUUUUUUGUCACAUUUUGUCGGAAAGGAAAUACAUAGUUUAAAAUUUUUGAUAUUUUCUUAUGGUUUUAUAUUCUUAUACGGAGGUUGUUUGGUUGCCGUGGCCCGCUAUUUUGAAGACACGGUAACUUUUUAAUAGAUCAAAUGGCACUUUAUUUUCUUUUACUUGUAGUUCCCCGUUUUAAAGCUGAUCAACAUCUUCACGUGAUAUGUUAUUACUAAUUAGACAACUAAUUAGAUUGGGACUGAUAGUUUUACAUUUGAUUCACAUUCAUUUAAUCACCAUCUCUGUAGACAUAUUUAGAAUAUUUUGAGAUCUUACGUGGGAUAACUGUCUGGAAUGUUGAUAUUUUAUCAUUUUAAUUAAGGAUGAUAUAGCGCCUAUGAGAUUAUUUGCUGCGCUUAAUAAUGAUAAUACAAUAUUUCAUGAUUUAAAACGCGGAGAUUAGACCUAGUGCAGAUUAUAGAAACUAGAGUUACUAGAACCAGCAUGUGCGUCAGGGUUUUUCGGUUUGCAAGAUUUCUAUUUUCUUGAGGAACGUUGUUCGUGGUAUAAUAUUGGGCCUCAGUCAUGGUUAUGAUUAAAUUAAAAUAUUGAGUUGAUUUAUUGUUAGUGAUAUUAGCAAGCAUUUUAUUGGUUGGAUUUCGAAAUAAGCAUAAAGAGAACUAACAUGGGAUUGUUUUGUAUAUAAAAUUUUCCUGACACAAGCACCGUCUUUUGUGUGACAAA
Molecule: messenger RNA, 1844 nt
Organism: Bolinopsis microptera
Lineage: Eukaryota; Metazoa; Ctenophora; Tentaculata; Lobata; Bolinopsidae
Product: GTPase HRas-like
Exons: 6
Coding region: 108-677 (189 amino acids)
Biological process (GO): Ras protein signal transduction
Cellular component (GO): plasma membrane
Molecular function (GO): GTP binding; GTPase activity; GDP binding
Source: RefSeq, a predicted model, not a curated record